Brassica napus (rape) is the source of this 1888-nucleotide messenger RNA. RefSeq lists its product as uncharacterized. The record is from RefSeq and is a predicted model, not a curated record. The transcript is spliced from 5 exons. Lineage: Eukaryota; Viridiplantae; Streptophyta; Magnoliopsida; Brassicales; Brassicaceae. Bases 495 to 1601 code for a protein of 368 amino acids. Gene Ontology annotation, cellular component: peroxisome. Gene Ontology annotation, biological process: regulation of gene expression.
CAGGUCAUACUAAAACACAAGUUCUCAUAUGGUAUUUUUACAUAUUUAGAUUCAUUAUAAAAUAUGUAACUUUUUAUAAUAUUUGGAAAUAUAUUUAUGAUUCUGUAUUAUUUCUAAAAAAAAUAAUUAGGUUUUAGUUCUUCAUAUUGUCGUUCAAAUUCAUUACUGUAAAUUUAAAAUAUUUUUUCUUUCAGUCAAUUUUUUUUAUUCUCUUGAACUUAAAUUAUAAUCAUACUCACUGAACAACUAUAUUUUCGUAAGAAAAAUUUAACAAUCACCUUGCCCAUGCAUGGGCCAUAAUACUAGUAUUCAAUACACCGACGGACUUCUCGAAAUAAAAUCGAACUUUCCUAAAUCGAAAUCGAAAUCCCUACUUCAAUCCCUACUUCUGGGUCUUCAAGCACCGCUUCUUCUGUGUUUCUUCUCAUCUCAUCAUCAUCAUCAUCAUCGUCAUCUUCUGGGUUUACCGAAAUCGAACACUUCUUAUUGCUCUUAUGGAUUCUAAGAAGAAAAGUCCAUCUUCGACAUCAUCAGGAGAGACGUCAGACGAAGCCAUGUCCGGAGAUGAUCGUUCCGUCAAAGUCCCCAAAGAUCUUUCGUCUCACCCAGAUUACAUCGUGGGUGACACAGUCGUUUUUUGGGACGGUUUCGAUUUACCGGUAGCUGAUUCUUUCAAUCCAUAUAUGGUGGUUUGGAACUUAACCAAAGCUCUUGCAACUACCAAGAAAUUAGUUGGUUUUUUGAAGCUCUUUUACUUCUGUGAGGAUGACUUAAUCAAGGAUGAUGACAUGCGUGAAGCCUAUGACGAGGCCAGAUUCUUCACAGAGACUGGAUAUCGCGGAGGUUAUGAUCCGCUCUGUAAAUAUGCCAGAACUAAAAGCAUGAUUGCAAGCGCUCUUCUAUGGGCAGGGGACGCACGAACGUGUCGGGUUGAUGAACCAGCUAACAUCGUGAUCGUCUCAGAUAGUGUCUCAGAUCAACCAGAGUUUGUCAAUCUUCUUGAAGCUUUGAAACAGCGCAACUUCAACAUUCUCUUGGUGCAGCAACAUGACGAGGAGAAGGAGAAACUUUAUGGUAUCCCAACUGAGAGCUUCGAUUGGCUUUGGACAAGCCUUUUGCACGGCGGAACCUCUCAAGGCGUUAACCGCAGUGAUAGUAGCAGCACUUGCGGAGAUGGUGUUCCUCUUUCCAGGAAAGAAGAUUUUUACAAAGAGAUAGAAGCUCUUGACCAAGCAGGAGAAGCUCUUGACCAAGAUAAAGAAGCUCUUGAAUCUCUCACAAGUGUUGAAGUUGAGUUAUAUGAUCCUUCAAAAGAAGUUGAAGCUAAGAUUGAAGCUCUUGCAAAAGCUCUUUUUGGAGCUAUUGAGCUUAAAGAUGUUGAACACGGUACUUCAAAAGCUUUUAAAGCUCUUUUUAAGAAAGCUCUUGCCGAGGAAGCUCGUGUCAAGAAAGCUCGUGCUAAGAAAGCUCGUGCCAAGAAAGAAGCUGUUAAAAGUCUUAAGGAAGUAGCUCGUGCAAAAGAGAUUGAAGCUCGAAAAGCUGAAGCUCGUGCUAAGAAAGCUCUUGCCAAGGAGAAGCUAUUAAAAAUCUUGAGCAUGUAGCUCGUGCAAAAGCAUAUCAAGCACUAGCACCUCAUAUCAAGCCAGCUAGUGGAGUAUUAUUAGGUCUUAAAGUCCCGCCAUGGAAGUCUGAUUAAAGUCUCGUUACAUGUUUGAUCCAAAUGGAUGGAACUUGGUUUAUGUUUUUGUUGUUUGGGAUUUUACUAGAAGGAGAAGCCUUCUUUAUUUGUUUCUUUUUCUUCUUCUGUGUGUUGAGGUUCUGUUUCCUCUAAAUAUGAACUGCCAUAUCCAUUGCGAAUGUUAUUAUUUAUGCAUAUUUGCUUUUGUCA